CGCCUCCCCUCCCUUUUGCCCUACCACCCGCCCUCUGCCCCCUCCAUCUGUGUCCCCUCCAGCCCUUGGUCGUCGGAUCUCCCCCUUGCGCCUGAGCCAUCCACCGAAAGCACGCGUGAUCCCAUGUCCGGCGACGGCAAGCAGUUCGACGCCGGCGAUGUGCGGGCCAUCCAUGCGACCAAGUUCAUUCAGGCCCGCGCGACCGAGUCCGCCUGGUUCAUCAAUCGCCUGAAUGCCCGUGCCAACACCAUGCGCACCUUUCAAUCGGUCCCUCGGCAUAUGCGCCGGCGGAUGGCUUCCUACAAUCCAAACCGACUGCCGCGGCGUCUGCGCAUGGCGGCCGCGCUGGAGAAUGAGCGCCAUUUGAAAUCCGGCAGCGCGCCGCCCCAGCACGGAGUCGGCAUGGCCAGCCGGCGCAAGCGCCGGCGUCCCACGCGUCUCGUAUCCACGGAGUUUGCCCGACGCCAAGCGCGCACUGGACGCCAAUGGCUUGAGACACAUGUGUGGCAUGCCAAACGCUUCCACCUGCAUGAUGCUUGGGGAUGGCGCCUGCCGUUGCGGGCCACCGACAAGGGCCUGCGCUUUGUGUGGCGGUCCUUCCGCUCGGCGGCCCUGAUUCACGAUGCCUCGUAUCAGGCCCAGGUGGAGGUGCUGGCGCGACCGGGCAGGACCGGUGCCGAUGUUGCACACGUGGAGGCCCUUUUGCGUCGUGCCUUCACACUGGUACAGCACCCCGCGGUGAAGGGCAACUUGGCGUCGGGUCGGGCCCUGACGAGUGGCCGCGUCACCGAGGGCCUGCUCUUUGCCCCUGGCACCGCUCCGUUUGUGCUGCUCGGCCCUGUGCGGAUCCUUUGGCGCCCAGCAGACGAUGCGGAGCCCGGUCGGCGUGCAUGGCUCUGGUGCCACCCCUCCAUCGGGACUGCCGUGGCUCAGGCUCUCACUCGGGCCGGGCAGCAGGCGCUGGCUGAAGCCGAGUUUUCCGGCCUGGCUUUCAGUGCUCGGUUGCUGGCCGAUCCGACUGUGAUUGACUUGGCCCCCGAUGCGUCUGCUGACAACUCGGAGAGUUUGUCACCCAAUCACGAACGGACUGGUCUCCUGCGGGUGUAUGGCCCACGCGGGCAUGCUGCCCUGGCCCAGGUGUUGCGCGUGUGCGAGGAAGCCACGUCGGCCCCGGCGGCCGCGCUCUGGCGGCAGCUUGCCCAGUUGCCUUCGGUCAGGGGCCUGGUUCCGCCGGGGCUGGUCAUUGCUUUGGGUAUUCGUGAUCCGCGAUUGGAGGCAACUGCCAGCCUGCGUCAGGGACGGCGCUCGGACCCAAUCGCCGAUUCGGUUGUCUCCUUGCAGAAUGCCACGGCAUUGCAGGCUGCUCUGUCCACCCCUUCGGCCGAAUUGGCCCGAUCAAAUCUGUGGGAUGAGGGCACGCGGGUUCGCCUCUCGAGUGGCCGGCUGCCGGAGCGCACGGUGCAGCAGAUGCGCGGCGGGUGUUUCGGCUCUGCCGUGCCCGCCGGGCACCCGGACGAGCCGUCGCCAAUCCCCGUGUUCCUCGUGUCUCGAGUGGUCGGAAGUGGAUCAACCGGCUCUGCCCCUUGUGUUCCGGGUGCCGGGACCGGGGUGGCUGAUGAUGGCUGGGAUGUGAUCUUCCCGUGGGGGUAUGCUCGAGAUCUUCUUCGGGCGCUGGUUUUCGCCGGGGCCCGAGCCAUUGGUACCCUCGAUCUGGAGAGCCACUUCUUUGAGGAGGGCUACGCCAGCUUCCCGCGCGACGAUGUGGACGCCCUGAGUUUCGAUUCCUUUGAUGACUUCCAUGCGGAGGUGGCGCACGAUCGCUAUACCCUGCGUCCUGCUGCCAAGCGCCCGGCAUUCGCCAACCUGGGCCUUCGAUCCCAGGAGGUGGUCUACCCGCGCGACUUGGCUGGAUUGCUCACAGGCCAGCAGGCGUGUCUUGGCUCUGAGCCGGAGGAUGCCGAGGGGCCCCAAGCGUGGCCUUUUGCCUUGCCGGUGUGCCGAAUGGCCGGCGACCGGCUGGGGCUUUUCCUCCUGCGCUCGGCCGCCGAGCGUCAGGCCGUCAGUCGAGCGGUCAAGCGCGUCAGGUCCGAAAGUGCCAUGGUCUCGAAUCAGGCAACUCGCUUGGGCACGUCACUCGCCAUCCUGCCUGGGGUUCUGCAGGAGGAGGUGGCCCGGGCAGUUGGUCGACCUGGGCUCCAUGGUAGUCCGAUGAUUUCUUGCUGGUUCACCAUGCACUCUCGCGGGUCGCCCGAGCGUGGGGCCGAGAUUUUGCUUUUGCCCGCCCCUCUGCGUGAUGCCCUGAAUGCCAUGGGUGCAGUGGCUGGGGCACCCGUUGAGCGUCGCCACUUGCGUGUGGCCGUGCGCCUGCUGCCGGCUCCCUUCGCCGAUGGCGGGAACAAUCCGGACUUGCCAUGCCGCUUGCCGGUCCUCGGCUAUGCCACCACGGCCGGCUACUCCUACUCAGCCGGCCGCGGGCGAGGAGUGGCUUUGGUAUCAGCCUUGGCGGCUGCAUCGGCUGUCUGCCUCUCGGAGCAGUCUGGCGCCGGGCCGCUGGCUGUGGAUGUGCUCCUGCGUCUGCCCUCUUCGCAGUACUACCACCGCGCUACGCUGCAUCUGGAUGCGCUUUCGGCCCCGGCCCCGGCGCAUUGAGUUCCUUGCUCCGGAUCAAUGGCUACGGCCUCCUCUUUUUGUUUGAUCUCUCUCUCUCUCUCUCCCCUUCGAGUCGACGGCACCCUCCGCAUGAUGCGCAUGCCGAUCAGCGGACGGGCCGGUUAUGGCUCCAUCCAGCACCAAUAGAAUCAUGUCCAUGA
This is a messenger RNA of Fonticula alba, 2810 nucleotides long. RefSeq lists its product as hypothetical. The record is from RefSeq and is a predicted model, not a curated record. Gene Ontology annotation, cellular component: ribonuclease MRP complex; nucleolar ribonuclease P complex. The coding region runs from base 124 to 2649 and encodes 841 amino acids. The transcript is spliced from 5 exons. Gene Ontology annotation, biological process: tRNA 5'-leader removal. Lineage: Eukaryota; Rotosphaerida; Fonticulaceae.